Molecule: messenger RNA, 948 nt
Organism: Miscanthus lutarioriparius
Lineage: Eukaryota; Viridiplantae; Streptophyta; Magnoliopsida; Poales; Poaceae
Source: the annotation of a GenBank genome assembly
AUGGCCCGCAGCGACGUCUUCCGGUGGGCGUCGACGACCUCUAUGUCGGUGUCGACGGCCACCGUGCCUCGACUCCGAACGCUCCCGCUCGCGGUCCUUGGGCGCCCGCGAAAGGCUACGGGUGAGACGCGAGUACCAGUUGUCGCCCUGGCGUUCACGACGUCCACGACGGUCGUCGUCGUCGUCGCGAUGGCUGCCGUGGAUGUCAGCAGAAGGUACAUCGUAGCACUCGUGUCUGUUACCCAGAAAAAGAAGCAUUUCGUUUCAGCUCGUUACCAAACAGCGGAGAGUAAAAUGGGUAUACUGGUGAUUACGGUGGACCUAGAAUGCUGUCGCUGCAGAGACAAGAUCACCAAAGUCCUGGACUGCCUCAAAGAGGAGUUCUGCAUCGAGAAGGUGGAGUUCGAGGACAAGAAGGAGAAGAAGGUGGUAGUGGUGCGCGGGAAAUUCGACCCCGAGAAGCUCCGCAAGAAGGUCUGGUGCAUGGCUGGGAAGGUCGUGAAGGAGAUCAUCAUCGUGGACGUCUGGCCGAUUCCACCGCCACCCAAGCCUGACAAAUGUUGUUGCUGUGAGCACUGCAAGCCCAAGCCUGAGAAAUGUUGUCACUGUGACCACUGCAAGCCCAAGCCUAAGCCGCCUGAGGAAGCAAAGCCUAAGCCACCGCCGGCCAAAACACAGUACAAGUUUGUGCCGUACCCGUACCCGCUGCCGAACACCGGGAUGUGCCAGAGCUGGCCGUGGCAGUGCCCGCCUCAGCAGCAGUGCCAGUGCUGCGAGAAGCCGCAGCCUCCCCCGCCGCCACCGUGCAGCUGUUCGAGCCACGCUAGCUGUGGCUGCGGCCAGACACCGCCGGUCUGGCCUGUCUGGCCACCGCAGCCGCCGGUCUGGCCGCCCCCGUGGGCCGGCAGCAAUGUCGUUGCCGAUGAGAACUCGUGCUCUGUCAUGUGA